AUGGUCGAGAAGGUUUACGUCACAUACAACCAGGUGCACAAGCUGUGCCAAGAAGCCGCAGACCAAAUCCUCAAUGACUUCAAGCCCAACCUCAUGAUCGCCAUCGGCGGCGGCGGCUACGUCCCCGCGCGCAUCCUCCGAUCCUUCCUCAAGCGCUCAAACAGCCCCAACAUCCCCAUCCAAGCCAUCGGCCUCUCCCUCUACGAAACCCUGCCCACAACCACAGACAAAGACGUCGAGACCCCGGGAACAAAAGUAACCCGCACACAAUGGCUCGACCUGUCUUCUCUCGAGAUGGCGAAUCUGAUUGGCAAGAACGUGCUUAUCGUCGAUGAGGUCGACGACACGCGCACGACGCUGGAAUACGCAGUCAGGGAGUUGGAGAAGGAUGUGGAGGCUGCGGUCAAGAAGCUUGGAAGGGAGGGCGAGAAGACGAAUUUCAGUAUUUUUGUCCUGCAUAAUAAGGAUAAGGCGAAGAAGGGGGCGUUGCCGCAGGAGAUUCUCAAGGGGAGGUAUAGUGCGGCGAGGACGGUGGGGGAUGUUUGGAUUUGUUAUCCUUGGGAGGCUACUGACAUCGACGAGCAUGACCGUCUUUCGAGGGAGCAGGAGGGCAAGCAAUAG
Molecule: messenger RNA, 621 nt
Organism: Alternaria ethzedia
Lineage: Eukaryota; Fungi; Ascomycota; Dothideomycetes; Pleosporales; Pleosporaceae
Gene: HPT1
Product: hypoxanthine-guanine phosphoribosyltransferase
Exons: 4
Coding region: 1-621 (206 amino acids)
Biological process (GO): XMP salvage; GMP salvage; hypoxanthine metabolic process
Cellular component (GO): cytoplasm
Molecular function (GO): hypoxanthine phosphoribosyltransferase activity
Source: RefSeq, a predicted model, not a curated record